Messenger RNA from Hirsutella rhossiliensis, 2682 nucleotides. Its product is annotated as integrase core domain-containing protein. Lineage: Eukaryota; Fungi; Ascomycota; Sordariomycetes; Hypocreales; Ophiocordycipitaceae. The transcript is spliced from 6 exons. Gene Ontology annotation, molecular function: nucleic acid binding. Gene Ontology annotation, biological process: DNA integration. The coding region runs from base 1 to 2682 and encodes 893 amino acids. The record is from RefSeq and is a predicted model, not a curated record.
AUGUCACGAGAAGAGCUCUCAGCGGCUGCCGCGCCGGUGCUGUUCCGCGACCGAUACCCACUGCCCCUCAUCGCGGAGACCCUGCAGAAUCUGGCCAAGGCUAAGUGGUUCACCAAGUUGGACGUGGUGGCCGCUUUCCAUAAGAUCCGCAUGGCUCCGGGACAUGAGGAAAGACUGCAUUUCGCACGAGCGUACCUGGAUGAUGUACUGAUCUACUCGAGCGGUUCGAAGGCGGAUCAUGAGGCUAAGGUGCGACGAGUUCUCCAAGCACUCGCCGACGCUGGGCUGCACCUAGACCCAGCGAAGUGCGAGUUUUCGGUACAAGAGGUCAAAUACCUUGGGUUCAUCGUCAACGCAGGGAAAGGAAUCGCCUGCGACCCCGAAAAGCAGCGCGCCAUCCGCGAAUGGGAGGCCCCGACCACGGUGAAGGGUGUCAGAAGCUUUCUGGGCUUCGCCAACUAUUACCGGAUCUUCAUCCCCGACUAUGCCAAGAUCACGCAGUCUCUGGAUGCCCUGCUUAAGAAAGGAACUGCCUUUCAUUGGGGACGAGCGGAGAACGAGGCGUUUCAGGAGCUGAAGCGACGAUUUUGCGAGUCACCGGUGCUCAAGCAGUGGGACCCGAGCCUCCCGACCUUUUUGGAGACGGAUUGCUCAGGCUACGCAUUGGGAGGCGUCCUGUCGCAGGAAGGCCCAGAUGGACGUCGACACGCAUGCGCCUUCUUCUCGAAGCGACUUUCGCCAGCGGAGUACAACUAUCCCAUUCACGACAAGGAGAUGCUUGCCAUCAUGAGAUGUCUCGACAACUGGAACGCCGAACUUAGGAGCUGCGGCCCAUUUACAAUCCUUACCGAUCACCGCAACCUGGAGUAUUUCGCGACACGCCAGAAGCUCACGGAACGGCAGAGCCGUUGGGCAGCCGAAUUGUCCCAGUUCGACUUCAAGCUCGAGUAUCGACCGGGAAGCGAGGCUGUCGUGCCUGAUGCGUUGUCCCGCCGUGAACAAGACAAGCCACAGGGCAUUGACGACGAGCGGGAACAAGGAAGAAUGAUACAGUUGAUACCGGAUAGUGCCAUUCCAUCAUCGACAAGAGCAUGUAUCAACGCGAUGAGUUCUGACUGUUCAGAGGCAUCCACCCUGCCGAAGAUGAAGGUCUUCGAGGUAGCGGACCUGCAGCAACUCUGGGACGAAACGGUGGCGAAGGACUCGAUAUUCCGGGCAGCCUAUAAGGCAGUCCGCGAUCGCGAGCGUGCCUUCCCGCCCUCGCUGGGCCUGAAGAUCCAGAUUUCAGAAUGUGCGAUCGACGCAGGCAAAAGGCUGACAUUCAGAGACCGUAUUUGGGUGCCGGGUGGAUCCGGAGAGGAGGGUAACCAGGAGGAAGCUGAGAAAGACCAGUUGAGAACCCGCAUUGUGCAGCAGUCGCAUGACUCUGUUGCGACCGGUCAUCCCGGCAGGAAGUCCCAGCUGGUUCGCCGGUACGUAGCCAAUUGCGACACCUGCGGCAGAGCACACAUCUGGCGCCAGUCGAAAAGGGGAUUUCUCAAGCCUCUGCCGAUUCCAGAUCGACCCCGAAGCCAUUUGUCCAUGGACUUCAUCACAGAUCUGCCGCCUACUGGACCGAGCAAGGCAAGGUACCUGUGGGUGAUUGUGGACAGACUGACAAAGGCUGUGACCCUCGAGGUGAUGGACAACAUGGAAGCUGAGCCGUGUGCAAACCGUUUUCUCCAGUGUCAUUACCGAUUUCACGGAAUGCCACGGUCCAUCGUCAGCGACCGCGGGAGCAACUGGCUAAGUAGGUUCUGGAAGAGGUUCUGCCGUCUUGCAGGUGUCACGCAGAAAUUGAGCACGGCCUAUCAUCCUCAGACGGACGGAGGGCCAGAGAGAAUGAACCAGGAGAUCGAGGCCUACCUGAGAGCCUACGUGUCGUACGUGCAGGACGACUGGGAGAACUGCCCUGCCGCGCAGCUGGCACUCAACAAUCGUGAAUCCGCAGCGACCAAGAUCAGCCCCUUUUUCGCUGAGCAUGGUUACCACGUCGAUCCCAUCAGCGUCGAGGAAUCGGAAGAGCCACCGAGGCAUAGAGAGGAAAGCAGAGCUGAUAGCCUACUCAGUCGCCUGCAGGAGGUCAAUGAGUACAUGCAAGCAGUGAUGGCCUCCUCACAGCAACAACAAGAAGAGGCUGCCAACGCAAAGCGACAGCCUGCGGAGCGAUUUGAAGUUGGUGACAAGGUGUGGCUCUCGAUGGCAAACUACAGAUCGCCACGACCGUGCAAGAAGCUCGACUGGCUGCAUCACAAGUACACAGUCACGAAGGUAAUUAGUUCGCACGUUGUUGAGCUCGAUGUUCGUGGCUCAAUUUACCCGCGAUUUCAUGUAGAUGACGCACAGCCACCACCGGUACAAGAUGAGUCCGGCACGAAUCUGUGGGAUGUCGACGAGAUUCUCUGCGCGAGAUGGAAGAAGCGGGGACGAGGGGAAUUCAGGCAAGCACUAGUGCGAUGGACGGGCUACGCAGAGCCGACUUGGGAGCCAGUUGAGUGGUUGCAAGGAACAAUUGCGAUGAAGGCAUUCGAGGACAAGUACGGGCCAAUCAAGACCAAUGAUGGCCCUAGGAGAGGUACGAGACGCUGGCAGGAACGCAAGAACCCGCAGACGCCGACCUGGUCGGAGGGGACAAGGGGGUAA